Molecule: messenger RNA, 6376 nt
Organism: Schistosoma haematobium
Lineage: Eukaryota; Metazoa; Platyhelminthes; Trematoda; Strigeidida; Schistosomatidae
Product: Chromodomain-helicase DNA-binding protein
Exons: 15
Coding region: 152-6376 (2074 amino acids)
Biological process (GO): homophilic cell-cell adhesion
Cellular component (GO): plasma membrane
Molecular function (GO): calcium ion binding
Source: RefSeq, a predicted model, not a curated record
UUCUUUUCUUUUCUCCUCUUUUUUUGUUCUUCAUAGAAAUUCUCUUUAUAAUUUUGAAUUGUUCAAUUCCUGGGAAUAAAAUGACACUGAAACAAAUCAACUUUAUUCCAUUCUUCUUUGAAAUAACACUUUUCUUUAAUCAAUAUAAAUUAUGUACACAUUUUAUAUUCAUUAUUUCAUAAUCAUUUCAAUGUUUACAAUAGUUCAUUCAAUCUUUUUAACAAGUAUAUUACAUUACUUUAUAAUAACAGCUGAUGAAAGUCGACCAAACGACAAUCAUAAUAAGGAUGUAUAUAAUAGUAAUAAUAAUAAUAAUAAUAAAUGUAUUAUUAUAGAAGAAAUCCUGAUUAGUACAUUUGUAUGUGAUUUAAUGUUUCUUUAUGAUCAUUAUACACCGAAAAAUACAUCAAAGACUUCACUGAUAUUAAAUAUCUUAAAUGAAAAUCAACAUUUUCAAAUUAUUGAUAAUCAUCAAUUAGUAACAAGAGGACGUAUUGAUCGUGAACAUUAUGUAUUUGAAAAAUUAUGCCAAAAUAUUCAAAAGAAUAAUAAUAUGAUAAUGAAUUUUGACGAGGAUUAUUCCUUAUUAAAUGAAGAGACAUUAAAGAUUCGAACCUAUGACCCUAUUUUAUAUCUUCCGUCCACAUACUUCACUAUAUGGUGGUUGGGGGUAGUCGAUAGGAAACUCUGGACCCGGGCUUCGUGUUACUUGGCACUCGUCAGCAAGGUGUACCUGAUUCCAUGUGAGGGCUUGUCUUGUGACGCAGUUGGGUGCUUUCCUCAAUGUGUGUCCUAUCCACUUCCAGCGCUUCUUCCUGAUUUCUUCCUCCACUGGGAUCUGAUUUGUUCUCUCCAACAACUUGUGAAAGUUUGCAUGGGAAGAAGCAUAUUUUCAAAGUCUAAUACGUAUGUGUACAGACAAAAUACUAAUACAUGUAUUCCUAAGCAUGAUAUAUGUUCAAUGGGGGGGGAAACUCUGGACCCGGGCUUCGUGUUACUUGGCACUCGUCAGCAAGGUGUACCUGUAAUCUUGAGAGAACUGGUGCUCCCUGAUGAAUUCGAUUCCGUGUCACCCAACUUGACAGUCAGAGAUGUUACCAUUGAGCUAUCCGGGCGGCGACUGACCUCCAGUAGGACUGAGAUGUGGUUGUAUGCAGUUGAUGGAAAACCAUUCCCAGCUAAUGGGAACUCAAAUCAACGAGUAUUUUCAGUCUCUGUGGAAUUCAAAUCUGAGUCAUCCAAUAACAUGUUAGUACCAAUUGCAAAAGUCAUCGUAAAUCAUAACUUGAGUAGUUUAGAAACUAAUUUUCUGGUUGGAACCAUAAGUAAGAUGGUGGUUGGAGAUCUUACUGAUAAUCCAUCACAAAUCGACUGUACAAUUAUUUUAGAAUUUGCAUUAAUCAGUCAAAAUCGUACAUUUAAGCCAAUUUUAAUCAAUAUUCCUGUAAAUAUUCAAGAUAUUAACGAUAAUAUACCACGUUUUGAUCAAUAUACAAGUGGAUUAAAACUUGAAAUAAGUGAAGAUGUAUCAACAAUUGAUCAAUAUUAUGUAUCAUCUAUGUUAUCAUCAUUAUCAGUACCACAAUCAUCAGUGCCACCAUAUUGGAUGCCAUAUUUGACUACAGAAAGUCCCUUAAUUCACAAUAGUGGUAGUAGUAGUAGUAGUAGUGGUGGUGGUAAAAAGCGUGAAAUUGCUAUUUUACCCUUGGCAAAAGAUUUCGAUUAUGGAUUAAAUGGUACUGUAGCUUACAAAUUAGAGGGUCCGGAUGCUGAAUAUUUCGAAUUAUUAAACCAUACAACAGAUUCCCGAAUUUCUAACUCAUAUGAUUCUAAACCUAAAAACAUUAAAUCCCUACAUCUUAUAAGUCGUUUCACAUUAGAUCGUGAACGUAAAUCCGAUUAUCGAUUAAUCCUUUUAGCUUAUGAUCAAUCUGAACAGUCUAAGUUACGUAAUACAGCUCAAUUACCAAUUAGCAUUUAUAUUAAAGAAGUGAAUGAAUAUGCACCAAAAUUCAAUUUCGGUAUUAAUAUUACUAAUCAACAAGGUAAUACUAUUCGACAACAACUAUUGAACACUGAUCACACAUUUAUUGGACAUUCUAAUCGAUUUCAUCCACAAGUACAAAUUAAAUCAUUUUCAUAUGAUUCCCAAUUGAUUGUAGGUGAACAACAAAACCAAGAACGGGUCGAAGAUAACAAUCAUAUUAAAUUACCAAAUUCCAAUUAUUUAAUUCUUGGAUUACCUGAAGAUAUCAAUGUUGGGAGUCGAAUCUAUCGUGUACAAGCAAUUGAUUUUGAUUCAAUUGAUUUCUCUACGAUUAAUAAUCCAUACCAAUCUUAUCAAUCAACACAUCCUAGAAUUACUGUACAUUAUUUUAUUGCACAAGAAACUGAUCUCGGAGUUAAACAUUAUUUCCGUUUAGGGAAAGAAGAUGGUUGGAUAAUAUUGAUACAACGAUUAGAUUAUGAAUCUGGUUCACGUAAUUAUAUAUUGCCUAUUUUGGCAAUCGACUUUGGACGUCCACAAUUGAGUAGCACACUAACACUUACUAUACAAGUAUUAGAUGUCAAUGAUGAAGCUCCGAGUAUUACUAUACGUGGUAUUGAAUCGACUAAUAUAAAUCAUAAUAAUUAUCAACGUACAAUUGGACAUUCAACAAUGGACAGUUUUAAUCCUACUCAUUUUCAAAUAUUAGCUGUAAGAGAAAAUUCUCCUAUUGGUACUUUUAUCGCAAAGGUGUCUGCUAGAGAUCGAGAUACAGGAGCUUCAGGAGAAGUGGAAUGCUACUUAAGUGAAGCAGAUAACUUUGGUCGAAGAACUCAGGAAUCUGGUAGUUCACUUGAAUCGGAUUACUUAAAAGGUCUUCAAAAUUUUGCAUUACAUCAUGUUGAAGAUGAUUCAAUUCAUUCAGCCACUAUAACAAACAACAUUGAAUCAACAGUAUCAUCCAGUUAUAUUCAACACAAACAGUCCAGUGUAUUAGGACGUCAUGAUACUGAGUACAUACUUAUGACAAAGACAAUUUUAAACAGAGAAGUUAAAAAUUUCUAUUUUAUUUAUCUUACAUGUCAUGAUCAUGUUGAAAAAAAAUCUUACUUGAGUUAUUCUUUACAACACAAUAAUAAUAAUAUGCCUUCAUCAACUUCAACAAAACGUCUUUCUUCAACAAAAUUAUUAAAAAUCAAUAUUUUAGAUGAAAAUGACAAUGGACCACAAUUUGAUCGUUUACGUUAUGAAGUGAAAAUCUUAGAAAAUUCCAUUGAAAAUACUGAAUUAAUUAAAUUAAAUGCGUAUGAUAAAGAUGAAGAAAGUCAUAUAGGCUAUCGAUUUGUUCAAGUCACUGAUCAAUUUAUACAAAAUUAUACAAAUUUAAAUUUAAGCACAAUUUAUGCACAUUUUAAAAUUGAUUCAAGAUCUGGUAGAAUUAAAACAACGAAUGUACCAUUAGAUAGAGAAGUUAAAGAUUCAAUGAUAAUACCUGUUAUAGCAUAUGAUGAUGAAUUUCCAAGUAGAACAUCACAUGCAUGGAUACAUGUGGAAAUAGAAGAUGUUAAUGAUAAUAUACCAAAAUUAACAGGGAAUACAACCUUUUGGAUAGAUGAAGAAGAUACAACUAUGGAACAUUUGAUCAAUGGUGGUAACCAUAAUCGAAGUAGUAGUAGUAGUAGUAGUAGUAGUACAACUUUAGGUACAAGACAAUAUCAUUCAACAAAUCGCCACAUAUUUAUUGGACGUUUAAAUGGUGAAGAUUAUGAUAUUGGAGAAAACGGAAAAAUCAUCUUUAAAUUAGGCUAUGAAAAUCAAUAUAAUAUUAAUAGUCCAAAAUGGUUUUUACGUUCAGAUGGUAAUCUAUUUGUUCAAUCAAUUAGAAUGUACAAUGAUAGAAGUAUUGAUAAUAAUAAUUAUUAUUUAGAUCGUGAAAAAACACCUUUUUAUGAAAUACCAAUUAUAAUUAGUGAUUUAGGUAAAAAUCCUACUUUAUCUUCAACAGUAACCAUUACAAUUAGUUUAAGAGAUGUGAAUGAUAAUUCACCAAAAUUUUUAAAACCAUCAUAUAAUAAUCAUAAUUUAAAUCUGAAUAUAAGUCAUAUUCAUGCUGAUCAUGAUCAUACUCGAUCAACUUUAAAUGAUCCUAAUUUAAAAACAUUAAAUAUACCAACUGAACGAAUUAAUAUAUUCAAUAUAGAUAGUACAAAUCCUGGUACAUUAAUUUAUACAGUUCAUGCAAUUGAUUUAGAUGAUGGUGAUAAUGGUAAAAUUAUAUAUAAACUUGAAGCAUAUGAAGGAUAUUGGCAAUUAUCAUAUAAUUCAUAUCAAUCAUUCAAUAAUAUUAAUCAUCAUCAUAAUAAAUCAUUAAAUAAUUAUUUUAUUAUUGAUCAAAUUUCUGGUGAGAUACGAAUUAAUCAAUUAAUUACUAGUGAAAAUUUACAAAAAAUACCUAAAAGUUUAAUUAUUUUAGCUGAAGAUUGUGGUAUACCAUCAAGACGAAAUUAUGCCCUAUUAUAUAUUGAUUUUAUGAAUGAAAAACAAAAUAAACAAAUAAUGAACAAUAAUGAUCAUUAUCAUGAUAAUUCACUAUUAAAUAUCAAUCAUAAAAACAUAAAAACUAACUUAGAUACUAUUGAUCAAUUAAUUAAUUCAUCAACUGAUUUGAAUGAAUAUCAUAAAAAUCAAUAUAUGGGAUUCUAUUCAAAUAGGAAUAUCAAAAUCCAUGGUAACAAUAAUAAUCAUAAUCAUAAUAAUCCACAAUUGAAAUUAUUGGAUAGUGAUAAACAACAAAUAAAUCAUCAUCAUCAUCAUCAAUCAAAUUUAUUAUCUACAUCCAAAAUGAAAUAUACUCAAUCAAUGAAUAAAAAAUUAUCAUUCAAAUCACCAUCAUUAAUUCAAUUACAAAAUAAUCAACAAAAUGAUAAUAAUAAUAAUGAUUUAGAAAGAUUAAUACCAAUUUAUGAAAAUUCUAUAAAUACUGAACCAAUGGAAAUCAUUAAUCCAUAUCAAAAUAGUACUGAAUUAAUUACUGGUUUAGGUAUUGGAUUAGUAAUUAUUAUUUUAGUAUGUUUACUAUUAUUAAUAACUUAUGCUUUACAUGGUGUACAAACGAUUCGAUUAAAUAGAAAUGGACUUCAUAUUGAUCGUAAUAAGUUACAUAAUAACACUAUGAAACAAUAUCAAUAUAAAAGUGAUAAAAGCAACAAUAACAAUCAUAACAUGAACAAUCAAAUCGAUGGGAAAAACAACGGUCAUACCAGUAAAUGGAAACAUUUCUGUAAUGUUAUACAAUUGGUCAUCAACCGUAAUCGUCCGUUGAAUAAUGAAACAAUGCCGAAAAGUAUUAAAACCGUGAACUCUUCAAAAUCAUAUGCAUUAAAUCAAGAUAAAAAUAAAUCAUAUAAUGUACUCGGUAUGACAAUGGAUAUACCAUUUUCUAAUGAUUGGGAAAGUGUUCAUAGUGAAUUUAAUCCAACCAAUCCAAAUCAAAAACAGAUUAGUAAUGAUAAAAAGCUUAAUUAUGCUAACAAAACUAUGAAUCAUCAAUGUAUUUAUCCACAAAUAAGCACAUUUGUACCUGUAAUGAAUUCUGUUGAAAUGGAUACAAUGUAUAAACAUGAUACUUGUGAAAUUUCACCUAAUGAUACAAUUAAUACUGUUGGUAAUACAAUUACUACCAAACAUAAUCAACUUUUACAAACAAAUAUUUCACAAGAUGAAUCACAACCAGAAUUACAUAAUACUAGUGAUGGUAAUAGUAAUAAUAUUAAUAAUAAUGAACCUAACAGUAAUCGUUAUCCACGUAUUUAUACUGUUUGUACAGACGGUAUUCUACCAAUAUCAGAUUAUAUGACAUUAAAUCUUCCAGAUAAUCAUAGUCAUUAUGUUAAACAUUUGAUGCCGGCAAAUUGUCAUUUUUUAACAAAUAAUAUAGACUUUCAUAGAUCCAAUAUGACUGUACCAAAAGUUUUAUUUCCGCAUAAUGAUGAUAUUUAUCUUCAUCGUCAUCAUUAUCAUCAUCAUCAACAUCAUCAACAACAUCAUGAGCCGUUAAUGAAUACAUCAAAUGAAUUGCAUAAUCAAUCUCUUCUUCUUACUCAAACUCCUGUAACCUAUUCUUCUUCAUCAUCAUCAUUGAAUUAUUGUACUUCACCAGGACAAUAUUGUCGAAUACCAUCAACAAUAAAUAAUAGUAAUAAAUUAUCAAAUUCAUUAAAAAAUUGUACAAAACAACAUGUUAUGAUAAAUAUAUCAAAUGAUCAAAAUCAAAUAAAUAUUGUGAAAAGUACAGAACAAAUAAAUAAGAUGUUAAAUAAUAUAAAUCAACAAAAUAUUCCGGAGGAUUCUUUCAAGGCGAAUUCCUUGAAAUCGGGCAGUUUUGUAUAA